CCAAUUUCAGCUUCCCUUCUUUUUUAGCCGCAUGUUACAAAACCAACCUCUCUGUUCCCUAAGGUCACUGUCCAAUUUAAGUAGUGGGACAGUGUGAGUGUGUGACUGCAACACAUAAAUAAAUAAUUAUAUUAGUUGAUUGACUGGCCCUAGUUUAUUUAUUUAUGGCAAUUAGUAGCCAAUUACGCAUAUAUAAGCUCAAAUGUGAUACAUUACAUAAUGACCACUAUCUUCACUCAUAUCCAUUCUCUUAUUUUGUCUCCUGCUUCCCAUAAAAUAAUUUACUUCUAAUCCAUCUCCUAUUUGGCUAUUUAACCUUAAUGAUUUGCCUCUAAUCCGGACGGUGCACGUUUUUUUUGGAUAUAAAUAAGGUAGGAGUAAAUCCUAGGGAAAGACCAACAUCAACCUUCUUCCUCAUUUCUCUUUCACCUCUGUCAUAAAGUCAUACCACUCAAAACACAUAACUUUGAGAAACAUGGCCGCCUCAAACAAAGAGCAAAGCAAGCUACAUAUUGCUAUGUUUCCUUGGUUUGCAUAUGGUCAUAUAAACCCAUUCAUCCAGCUCUCUAACAAGCUUUCCUCCCAUGGCAUCCAAAUCUCUUUCUUCUCAAUACCAGGAAACAUUGAUCGUAUCAAAUCCUCCCUUAAUCUCUCACCUCCCAACCAGCUCAUCCCCCUCACUAUUCCCCCAACUGAAGGACUCUCUCCCAACUUUGACAGCAGCUCUGAAGUAACACCUCAAACUGCUCAGCUUCUCACACUAGCACUUGAUCAAAUGCAGCCCCAAGUCAAAGCUCUAUUACCUCAACUCCAGCCACAAGUUAUCCUCUUUGAUUUUGCAUAUCACUGGCUUCCCUCAGUAGCUUCUGAACUAGGCAUCAAAGCUGUUCAUUUCAAUACAUUCCCAGCUGUUAUCAAUUCAUAUCUCACUGUCCCUUCAAGAAUGACUGAUCCAAAUAAACCACCGACAUUUGAGGACUUGAAGAACCCUCCUCAAGGCUAUCCCAAAACCUCAACCGCCUCAGUGAAAACCUUCGAAGCUCAAGAUUACCUAUUCCUUUUCAAGAGUUUCGAUGGCGGACCGUGCCAUUUCGAAAAGAUAUUGGCAUUCACAAACAGCUGUGAUGCUAUACUUUACAGGACCUGCAAUGAAAUAGAAGGUCCAUUCAUAGAUUACUUCAAGACCCAAAUAAAUAAACCACUGCUUUUAGCUGGCCCAAGUGUUCCUCUACCACCCUCUGGUGAACUGGAUGAAAAAUGGGAGAUGUGGUUAGGUAAAUUUCCUGAAAAGUCAGUCAUAUACUGCAGCUUCGGAAGCGAGACAUACUUGAAUGAUGCUCAGAUUCAGGAGCUUACACUUGGGUUGGAGCUCACUGGUCUGCCCUUUAUCUUGGUUUUGAAUUUUGGAACAAGUAACAGCACCGAUGCCCACAAUAAGCUAGAAGCAUCAUUACCAGAAGGAUUUAGAGAGAGAAUCAAAGACAGGGGCGUUCUGCAUACAGGAUGGGUGCAACAGCAAAACAUUUUAGCACACAGAAGCAUAGGAUGCUUUCUUACUCACGCAGGGUUCAGCUCUGUAAUAGAGGGUAUUGUGAAUGACUGUCAAUUAGCAUUUCUACCUCUAAAGGCUGACCAGUUUAUGAUCGCUAAGCUAUUUAGUGGGGAUCUGAAAGCAGGGGUGGAGGUAAAUCGAAGAGAUGAAGAUGGGUCUUUUGCCAAAGAAGAUAUUUUCGAAGCAAUAAAGACGAUCAUGGUGGAUACUGAUAAAGAACCAAGUAGAUCCAUCAGGGAGAAUCAUAGCAAUUGGAGAAAGUUUUUGAUGAAUAAGGAGAUUGAAGCUAGUUAUAUUGCAAAUUUAGCUCAUGAACUCAAGGCAUUGGUUCAAAAAGCUUAGUGAGAGUUAUGAAGGACAAGAACUAUUGAAGAUUCAAGGCACCCCCUUCCUUUUUAUUCUUUUAUAUAUGGCUGUACUUUCACAAUGAUGAAACUCCACAGGCUUUCUCCAUGUUUGUAAUAUUGUUUAGUGCUUCUAUGUUAAAAUCAAAUAAUUUCAGCAUGUUAAACACAUGUCAAGGAUUUAUGAUUCCAGUUUCCAACAAA
Molecule: messenger RNA, 2100 nt
Organism: Spinacia oleracea (spinach)
Lineage: Eukaryota; Viridiplantae; Streptophyta; Magnoliopsida; Caryophyllales; Amaranthaceae
Product: anthocyanidin-3-O-glucoside rhamnosyltransferase-like
Exons: 1
Coding region: 476-1894 (472 amino acids)
Molecular function (GO): UDP-glucosyltransferase activity
Source: RefSeq, a predicted model, not a curated record